Messenger RNA from Physeter macrocephalus (sperm whale), 3262 nucleotides. It is a transcript of the gene LRRC30, whose product is annotated as leucine rich repeat containing 30. Lineage: Eukaryota; Metazoa; Chordata; Mammalia; Artiodactyla; Physeteridae. The record is from RefSeq and is a predicted model, not a curated record. The transcript is spliced from 2 exons. Gene Ontology annotation, molecular function: protein binding. The coding region runs from base 266 to 1171 and encodes 301 amino acids.
CCCGGCUGCUCCGAGAGAAGCCACUUCAACCCAGCCGGGAAGACGGGCGGCUCUCGGCGGCGCGGCUAGACAUCUGGGACCCCGAGCACCAGGCAUCUGGGACCCUGAGAGCCGGGGAUCUGGGACCUCCCCCCAAGUCCUACUCCACCUGCGGCACCACCGGCCUCGGCUCGCAUCACCCGAUCGGCUCCCUGCCGGGCUUCAGCAGCGGCCCGGGAGCCCAUCCCCACCCGCGGCGACAGAGGAGCACGAGGAAGGCAGGUAAAUGGGGGCCAGGCAGUCUGGUGCCCGCUGCAAGGACAAGGGCCCCCCGGGGCGGGGGUUCCUGCGGGGGAGGCAGAAGUUCUCCCCGUGGGACGAUGCUCUGCUCUCGGGGAGGGACCCGCGGUGUCUGCUGAAGCGGGGCCUGCGGCACGUCAGUUUCAGCCUGGUCACCAAGGGCAUGACGGAUGCUCCCGACUUCCUGUGGAGCCUGUCGGAGGUGCAGAAGCUCAACCUGUCCCACAACCAGCUCCGGGCCCUCCCGCCCGAGGUGGGGAAGCUGACGCGGCUGGUGGUCUUGAACCUGUGCGGGAACCGCCUGAAGACCCUGCCCCGGGAGGUCAGCCUCCUCCAGAGCCUCAAGGUCCUGUUUGUGCACAUGAACUGCCUGACGGAGCUGCCGGCAGAGCUGAGCGCCUGCCGGAACCUGGAGGUCCUGAGCCUGUCGCACAACUUCCUGUCCCAGCUCCCCGCCAGCCUCGCCGACCUCUCCCGGCUGCGCAAGCUGAACCUCAGCCACAACCGCUUUGCCCACAUCCCUGUCUGCGUGUUCUCGCUCAGGGAGCUGGACUUCCUGCACGUGGGCUCCAACCGCCUGGAGAGCAUUGCCGAGAGCAUCCAGUGCCUGGCCAGCCUGCAGAUCUUCAUUGCCGAGAGUAACAAUAUCCACACCUUCCCCUACUCUCUCUGCCUGCUCACGAGCCUGGAGCUGCUGAACUUGAACAACAAUGACAUCCAGACCCUCCCCGAGGAGCUCUACCUGCUGCGCAGACUGGCCAGGAUCGCUUGGAACCCCAUGGACAAAGGGCUUCACAUUUCCCACAACCCUUUAUCCAAACCUCUGCCCGAGCUGCUGGAGGGGGGUCUGGAGAUGCUCUUUAGUUACCUGAAGGACAAAAAACACACCUGACGUGGGUGCCGGAGACACAGACAGACUCAGCCUGGUACUUUCCUGGUCUAAACCUUCUCCUCUUCCUCUUUCUGUGGGUCGAUGCUUGUGCUAUUAUUUGCUAAAUCACACUGAACACCCCUUCUAAGGAGGUGUUUGCUUUUAGCUCUGUAUAUUCUUAAUAACCCACAGAAUACUAUGUUCAUCUCCUUCUAAACAUUAAUUGAAAGAGGACUUGGGUUUUCCCCAAAGAGAAAUAAUUCUGAUUCUCUGGGGAGCGGUGGGAUUCGGCCUUUGGAAGGGAGGACAGCAGGUCUGAUUCAAAGUCAAUCAAAAGUGAAAUAUUUGCUAAGUACGUGCAGUGGGCCAGGUACGAUAUAGGAGGUAUUGACACCGUCUGGUUUCAGCCCCUGAGUUGGCAACGUGCAGCUGGGUAGCAAUGGCAAGACAUGCUCCCACCUCAGCCGCCAUCAAGCAUCACUUGGGACCAAAGAGCAAGCUGGGGCCCUGCCCUCCCGGCAAUGACCAAAUCAGCCAGAGCUUCCCCACGAGUCCGGGGGGAAACGACCGCAGGAACUUUGCCUCCAGAAUGACUGUUGGGUAACAAUCUAGCCGCUCAUGCUGGCGUCUGGUGACCCCAACAUCAAUUUCCCAUCCGGCAAAGAAGGCAGCCAAUUCCUGCCUUUACCAUGAGACACCGUCGUUCCAUGAGCACCUUAGUGCAUGAGCUGUUGCGUUGAACCACUGCAAACAGAUCUUACCAGUGUCACUGGAAGGCAACUGCAGUCCCCUCCACAUCCCCCUCCACAUACCCGUCCAGCAGCAACCGGAGACCUGCUUAUCCCCGCCAGGCACACACAGGCACACUCAGUAACCACACCCACGUGUGCUUGCUGGAGCCAAGACUAUUUAAAGACAUCAGAGGAAUUCUUACUUGACCUCAUGACUCAGUGGGAAACUGUGGAACGCACCUUCCUCUGCAGAGCAGGACUGAGGCUGGAGCUGGAGCCCAUAUGUGCAGCUGUCACACAAACACCACUUGUGCCAGGAUCGCGCUCAUGGUGUCUGCUGCUGAAGACCCACUUGGGCUCACGUUGAAUAUCCAUGACCUUGCUGUGGCGGAGAAGCAGGCUGGAACACCACCAUCAUGCUUUUCCUGCUGAGCAAUCAUUUUAUUUCCUCUCCUCGCUUUUUCAGUCACUUGAUACCUCACGGUAACUCUACUCCAGGGAAAGAACGUAACCAUAUUUUGAAGGUGACCCAAGAGCUUAUUAUACUCCUUUUUUUUUUCAAUAUUUUAUUCAAGGUUUAUUUUAAGUGAUGUUAAUUACAGCAUUUGAAGGGGAGGAAUUAAUUCCACACAAAAUGGAAGACUCUAAAAUGUACCCAUUAAACUGCUAAAAAAUAAACUGAGUGGCGAGAAUACAACAGAAGUUCAAUUUAGAUUCUGAGUGUUGCCACCAUGUGAUUACAGUCACCGAGACUCUUCCCAGCUUGCAGCUGGAGCUCUUAGAAGCUAUUUCAUACUCUGGUGCAAGGGCAAAAAAACACAGCAUGAGAAAAAACACAGUUAAGUCCUGAAUUACUGGCUUCAUCACAUCCACCUUCUCCACCCCAAAAUGGCACAAAAGAAGCAGCUACCACGCCCUGCAGACUACUUUUGGUGUAAUAGAGGUGAUGGAUUGGGGUGGAAAAAGUCCCUUUCAGAUGAGUUUGUAUACACCAUCAAACAGCCUCUCCUCAAUCAGGGUAGGAAACCAAGGUUCAAUUCUCAGGAAGUCACAAUUUCAUUCAUUUACUCAAUACGAAUUUACAAAUUACAAAGUGCCUGCAAAUUAUCAACUUCCACUUGCAGCCAUUUCUAGGUAAAAAAGAAACCUGACAUCUCUAGAGAGGCCAGCAAGCUCCCCCUCAAGUCUACAGCUGAAAGGACCUUUUUUGAAAUUGGGUUUCUUCUGUACCUCUGCAAGGGUAACACCCUAAAGCUGAAUCAUCUUUAACCUGGAAGUCUAACAUGAUAUUUAGCGAUACUUGCAUCCCAGACAUACAACAUUAAAAGGUACACUAAAUUCUGAAGGUAGCUAUGCUGCAAAAUAGUUUAAAAUUAAAUGA